AUGCAUGCAGGCAUCCCACUGUAUUGCUAACUCUAUAAAUUCAAGCCUCUUCCCAUUCAUUCUAGCAUAAACACAUCACACACAUUGAAAGUCACCCACAACGACAAUGAGAGCUGCAAUUCUAGCAUUGUCCUUCCUUCUUUUUGCCUUAGCUGCAAAUCAAUUGCCUAGGGUAGCAGCUACUGCUGCCCCUGAGCCAGUGCUCGACGUCACUGGUAAGAUACUUAGAACCGGCACUGGCUACUUCAUCCUGCCGGUGAUCCGUGGGAGAGGCGGUGGGCUCAAAAUGGCUAGCACUGGAAGAAGAACCUGCCCACUUGAUGUUGUCCAGGACCGAUAUGAGGCAUCAAAUGGCCUCCCACUGAAAUUCACACCUGUGAACACCAAGAAAGGUGUCGUCCGCGUCCACACCGAUCUUAACAUAAGAUUCUCUGCUGCAUCAAUCUGUCACCAGUCAACAGCGUGGAAGCUUGACAGCUAUGAUGAAUGGACAAAACAAUGGUUCGUCACAACCAAUGGAGUUGAAGGAAAUCCUGGUCCGGAAAUGACAAUCAACUGGUUCAAGAUAGAGAAGUUCGAAGACAAGUACAAGCUAGUUUUUUGCCCUACAGUGUGUCAACACUGCAAAGUUAUGUGCAAAGAUAUCGGGAUUUUUGUUGAUGCCAAAGGAGUAAGGCGUCUGGCUCUUAGCAGCGUGCCUCUCAAAGUUAUGUUCAAGAAGGCUUGAAGAUCAUGAUCGAUGAUGAUGCAUGCUCAAAUACAAUAUCAAUAAGCUACGCCAUGUGCUUCUGUAGGAAUAAAUUCCAUAUUUGGAAAUUAAAAUGUAUCUCAUGUCGUUACAUAUAAAUAUAUCUUGCUAGUGACUUGAUCUCUUUACUUAAUAAAGAAACAAUAUUGUUGACUA
Molecule: messenger RNA, 904 nt
Organism: Populus nigra (black poplar)
Lineage: Eukaryota; Viridiplantae; Streptophyta; Magnoliopsida; Malpighiales; Salicaceae
Product: kunitz trypsin inhibitor 5-like
Exons: 1
Coding region: 107-727 (206 amino acids)
Molecular function (GO): endopeptidase inhibitor activity
Source: RefSeq, a predicted model, not a curated record